Molecule: messenger RNA, 1707 nt
Organism: Cydia splendana
Lineage: Eukaryota; Metazoa; Arthropoda; Insecta; Lepidoptera; Tortricidae
Exons: 10
Coding region: 60-1589 (509 amino acids)
Biological process (GO): transmembrane transport
Cellular component (GO): membrane
Molecular function (GO): transmembrane transporter activity
Source: RefSeq, a predicted model, not a curated record
GUCAGGGGUAACACAGGGUAUAAAUCUGAGACUAUCAAAAAGUCAGUGUACCUCUAAAAAUGGCUACUAACGAAGCGUUCACUGAAAACGACCUGAAAACUGACAAAAUGGCGGUAAAGAAAGAGGAUAAAGUAUAUAGCUAUGAAGAAGCUAUUACUUUGGCAGGCAAUGGCCGCUACACAUAUGGACUGCUGGCGGUAGUCAGCCUUUCAAUCUUGGCGAUGGGCACCGACAUGAUCGGCUUCUCCGUGGUGGUGGUUGGCAGCCAGUGCGAUCUCCAGCUCACACCUGGCCAGAGGAACGUACUGAUGUCCAUGCCUUUCCUUGGCCCAGUAGUCAUGUCAUACCCGUGGGGCUUCUUCAGUGACACGCGGGGCCGACGAAAAUGUCUCCUUCUCGCUAUGAGUUGUGGUUUUUUGGCCUCAGUCGCCAGCGCACUGUCACCAAACUGGAUUGUGCUCGCUAUACUCCGGUUCCUGAGCACCAGUUGCUGCAGUUGCGCGCAGUCAGCAACGUACGCGCUGUUGGGCGAGUCGAGCUCGCAGCGCGUGCGCGGCACCUACAUGCUCAUCAUGACCAGUGUGCUUAUGCUCACACCCACUUUCUACUUCGUGGCGGGCUAUUUUGUCCUGAACCUGGAGUUUUCUUUGGACCUGGGCUUUAUCAGCUUCAUGCCCUGGCGUCUGCUGGUUCUGGUGAUGGCCCUGCCCAUGGGGAUGAGCUGGCUGGUACUGCUCAACUUCUACGAGAGCCCCAAGUUCCUCGCCAAUGCUGGCAGAGAAGAUCAGGCGGUGGAGUUGCUUGCAAAAAUAUGGAAGCGGAACGGUGGAAAGGGGAAAUAUCCCGUUAAAAAGAUAAUCCUUAACGAGGACUCCACGGCGCCUGCGCAGAAGCUUCCAUUGCUUCAAUCGUUGUGGGCGCAGACUGCCCCCCUCUUCCGACCCCCGCUGCUCUGGCGGACCCUGCAGCUCUACUACAUCACCGCCAUGCUCUAUGCCGUGAACAACAGCUUGCUGAUGUGGUACCCAUUCUUGCUGAACGUAUUUCUGACAGAUGAUGGCUCUGCAGACCAAGGCGGCCUCUGCAACAUGAUCCUUCGCUCGCAAGACGCAUCUCAUAUCCAACAAGCUUCCGUCUGCUUCUCGAAGCUCGACUACUUCACAACCUUGUUCAGCAUCACCCACUCUUUGUCGUUCACGCUGAUAAACGUCUUCAUGUCCCGCUUCGCUGGCCGCAUGAAGCUCAUGCUGGUGACCAUCCUGACCGUGGCCGCCGCGUCCGGUGUGGUCAUCAUACUGACCACGAACAAUACCAUUAGUUUCCUAUUCUUCCUUGGGAUUAUGACGCCGGGGCUUGGGAUUGGAGUCAUUUUCUCUUAUUUCAUUGAGCUGUAUCCCACAUCGUACCGUGGAAUGGCAGCAUGUCUGGCCGUGAUCAUGGCGCGAGGAAGCGCGCUGACGGCCAUCAAUAUCCUCGGCUCCAACAUCACGACGAGCUGCCACCAAUGCUUCUACGCAUACACAGCCUACAUCUUUAGUGGUCUAGUCGUUUCGUUCUUCCUGCCUUCCGACGCAAAGAAGAAGACUUAGGUCACUUAGGACCGGUUCCGUCAAACCGUUUGUCACCGCUAAAACUUUCGCACAAUUUUUAUGGAAAGUUUCAUAGUUCUUAGCUGGGUGACGUCGAUCAGUCUGUGAUUUGUGGUGA